Molecule: messenger RNA, 1833 nt
Organism: Lutra lutra (Eurasian river otter)
Lineage: Eukaryota; Metazoa; Chordata; Mammalia; Carnivora; Mustelidae
Gene: GPR87
Product: G protein-coupled receptor 87
Exons: 4
Coding region: 679-1755 (358 amino acids)
Biological process (GO): G protein-coupled receptor signaling pathway
Cellular component (GO): membrane
Molecular function (GO): G protein-coupled purinergic nucleotide receptor activity
Source: RefSeq, a predicted model, not a curated record
UCACCUACUCUCAGAUGUGAGUCAUUUACAUUAGCAAGAGAGCAAGUUGCUCAAGCUGUUCGGAGCAGGACAAUCUCAAAGGACACCCUCAAGGGGCCCAGGGGAGAACCCACUUUCUCCAACAGGGGAGAAAAAUGCUUAUUUCUCAUGCUGUGCGAGAAAACCCACUUCUCUGUCAACUAUAGUUUCAAGGCUUAUUCUUAAUUAGAGUUGAGGAGCCUGUUUCAACUUGAAGACACCGUAUCAGGUGAAUGGACACCCAGACACCGCAAUGAAAGGAGAAACCAAAAGAAAAAAGAUAAUUUUCUGUCCAAAUUGCUUCAUUUUGAUAAAAACAUCUCAAUCUUUUCAUCGUGCCACAACGAACAGGGUGAUCCUCAUUCCAAUUCCUUCAGAGAUCAUGUUAAAACAUGUCCGGAAAGGCACUGAGAAAACCGCCCGGCUACCGACAAAGGGCUCCAACACCUUAGUUCGGCCUCACAUUCAAACUGUAAGGUAGCUUUUGCUUCACUGAGAAAAACAAAAAACAAGCAUGAAGAUUUGAACUUGCUGAAUUUAUAACAAAGACAUGAAAAGAUAGGACUCAAGCCAAUAAUAAUCUAUGCCGAACCCUGCCCUCAGUCAUCCUCAAGUGUUUCCUGACACGUAUUUUUGCUUCCAGUCCAUCACAGCUAAAGAAUGGGGCUCAACCUGACACUUGCAAAACUACCAGAUAAUGAGCUGCACAGCCAAGGGAGUCAUGCUCCAAGUAACAUGAGUGAUGGACCCGGAAAGAACACCACUGUUAACAACGAGUUUGACACGAUCGUCUUGCCUGUGCUUUACCUCAUUAUAUUUGUAGCAAGCAUCCUGCUGAACGGUCUAGCAGUGUGGAUCUUCUUCCACAUUAGGAAUAAAACCAGCUUCAUAUUUUAUCUCAAAAACAUAGUGGUUGCUGACCUCAUCAUGACGCUGACAUUUCCAUUUCGAAUAGUGCAUGACGCAGGAUUCGGACCUUGGUACUUCAAGUUUAUCCUCUGCCGAUACACUUCAGUUUUGUUUUACGCGAACAUGUACACAUCCAUCGUAUUUCUUGGGCUCAUAAGCAUCGAUCGCUAUCUGAAGGUGGUCAAGCCGUUUGGGGACUCUCGCAUGUACAGCGUAACUUUCACAAAGGUUUUAUCUAUUUGUGUUUGGGUGGUUAUGGCUGUUCUGUCCUUGCCUAACAUCAUUCUAACAAAUGGCCAACUAACCAAGGAAAAUAUUCACGACUGCAUGAAACUCAAAAGUCCCUUGGGAGUCAAAUGGCAUGAAGCAGUCAUUUACGUCAACAGCUGCCUCUUCGUGGCUGUGCUGGUGAUCCUGAUCGGAUGUUACAUAGCCAUAUCCAGGUACAUCCAUAAAUCCAGCAGGCAAUUUGUAAGCCAGUCAAGCCGAAAGCGGAAACAUAACCAGAGCAUACGGGUGGUUGUGGCAGUGUUCUUUACCUGCUUUCUACCCUAUCACUUGUGUAGAAUUCCUUUUACUUUCAGUCACUUAGACAGACAUUUAGAUGAAUCUGCACACAAAAUUCUGUAUUACUGCAAAGAAAUGACACUUUUCUUGUCUGCAUGCAAUGUGUGCCUGGAUCCAAUAAUUUACUUUUUCAUGUGUAGGUCAUUUUCAAGAAGGCUAUUCAAGAAAUCAAAUAUCAGAACGAGGAGUGAAAGCAUCAGGUCACUGCAAAGUGUCAGAAGAUCGGAAGUCCGCAUAUAUUAUGAUUAUACAGACGUGUAGGAGUUACAAAGGCCAUGAGGCCUCCUUAUUUGUUGGAGUCAAAGUGUACAGAAUGUAAAUAAAUGUUUCUUUUGAUUA